Messenger RNA from Moesziomyces antarcticus, 690 nucleotides. RefSeq lists its product as uncharacterized. Gene Ontology annotation, molecular function: protein binding. The transcript has a single exon. The record is from RefSeq and is a predicted model, not a curated record. Lineage: Eukaryota; Fungi; Basidiomycota; Ustilaginomycetes; Ustilaginales; Ustilaginaceae. Bases 1 to 690 code for a protein of 229 amino acids.
AUGGUUCUCCCGCCCUCAGAGGAUGGUCAGUGGUGGCAAUUGACAGAUGCCCAAUCGGGAUGCAGCUACUACUUCCACACGCGCACGCACGCCACGCAGUGGACACGUCCCGACGCCCAACUCGUCAUCCCGAUGACCGCUGUGCAACUCAAACUCAACGAAUGCACGCAGUCCAGCGGUCGAGUGAGGCGCGUACACAGUCUCCCACGCAAGACGGCUGUGGUGGAAAGGGCGAGGGAUAGCAUUGUAUCGCGCGACCAGACGGCGCUGGCUCAGGCUAGAGGCUCACCGUCCUUGCGACCCGAUGCGCCGCAGAGACGCAAACCGAGAACAGCCCCCACCACCACGCGUCCGCCAAGAAUCGAGUCCAACACGUUGGCAGCUGCACCGACGGUGGCCAUUCGAAGAGUGGGGAAAGGUUUGGCGCACGAUGCGGGGCAUGCACCCAUGCGAACACGCCGCUCCAUGCCCGUCCUCAAGCCGCGCAGAGCAGUCACCCAUCUACCGCCGGACCUAGCCCACGCACUCACCGUCCCCACCCGCACCCCCCAGCAACACCCCAAGCCCGCUCCAGCUCCCACUCCCGCUCCCUUGCCAAUCGAGCCCAAGACCGAGGCGAAGCUGCCGCGCUCGCGCUCGAUUCCCCUGCGCUGGUUUUCGCGCUGCAAACGACCACCCCUUCCCGACUAG